AUGGUCGGCACGCACAACCUCCAAGCUUCCAAGCUCUUCAACGUCGAUGGCUGGGCCUGUCUCAUCACGGGCGGCGGCACCGGCAUCGGUCUGAUGAACGCUCAAGCGCUUGCUGCCAACGGCGCCCGCGUGUACAUUACGGGGCGGCGGUAUGGGGUUCUUGUGAAUGCGGCCAAGGAACAUAGUCCCAAAGAGGGAAAUGGCAAGAUUAUUCCCAUCGGCCCCUGCGACGUCACCAACAAAGAGUCACUUGAAUCGCUCGUGCACAAGUUCUCGUCGCUUGAACCGCAUCUCAACCUGCUCGUCUGCAACGCCGGCAUCUCGGGCCCCAAAGCCGACCCGUCCGUCUCCUCGUCGGCCAAGGACAUUGCCCACGAGCUCUGGACCAAGGAAAACUUUUCCGACUGGUCGUCCGUCUUCACCACCAACGUUUCGUCCGUUUAUUUUACUACCAUCGCCUUCUUGCCUCUGCUGCAAGCCUGCAGCGCCGCCCACCCCGAGGGCCACAACCACAUGGCGGGCAACGUGAUCGUCAUCAGCUCCAUGUCGGGCAUCAUGCGCAACGCGCAGAAACACUUUGCCUAUAACGCGUCCAAGGGGGCGACGGUGCACUUGACCAAGCUGAUGUCGACCGAGUUUGAGAAGACGGGCGUGCGGGUGAACUCAAUUGCGCCCGGGUAUUUCCCGAGCGAGAUGACGACGGGGGAGAGUGAUGAGAAGAAUAAGAGCGAGUUGUCGGAUGACAAGGUCAAGGGACACGGACACAAGGUGCCGGCGCAGAGGGCGGGGCAUGAUGAGGAGAUGGCCAUGGCAGUGCUGUUUUUGGCCAAGGAUCGCUAUGUCAACGGGAGUGUGAUUUGUGUGGAUGGCGGUGUUUUGGGGGUUGUGCCUGGUAACUGAGGUGAAUACCUAUUCAGGUGAGGAGGAAGAAGGAAACGAUAACAGCAGCAUAUCAAUGGCGUUCGGAGUUUGGCCUGCAAACAAUGAUGAUGACGCAGGGUAUAAAGUUAUAACAGGAAUAAAUGAGAAUCUCGGUACCGAAACAAUUGAUUACAUGUAGAUAUUACG
This is a messenger RNA of Neurospora tetrasperma FGSC 2508, 1068 nucleotides long. RefSeq lists its product as uncharacterized. The record is from RefSeq and is a predicted model, not a curated record. NCBI's taxonomy places the organism in Eukaryota, Fungi, Ascomycota, Sordariomycetes, Sordariales, Sordariaceae. The coding region runs from base 1 to 900 and encodes 299 amino acids. The transcript has 2 exons.